Molecule: messenger RNA, 1188 nt
Organism: Erigeron canadensis
Lineage: Eukaryota; Viridiplantae; Streptophyta; Magnoliopsida; Asterales; Asteraceae
Product: probable membrane-associated kinase regulator 4
Exons: 1
Coding region: 51-1013 (320 amino acids)
Cellular component (GO): plasma membrane
Molecular function (GO): kinase inhibitor activity
Source: RefSeq, a predicted model, not a curated record
CCUCGAUCUUGAACACACCAUAUAUAUCCCUCUAGCUAGAUUUUUUCACAAUGCCUAUUGAUUCGGUUCUAAAUUCCAUUUUCAAUAAAGAUGUCAAACAAGAAGAUGAGGAAGAAGAAGAAGAAUACAUAGACAUGGAAGUAAGUACGUUUAAAAAUCUAUUAUGUCACUCGAGUUCAAAUGAAUUCGAGUUUCAGAUGUUUUCAAGCUCAUCGGAUAGAGAAUUAACUUCAACUUCUCCUGCUGAUGAGCUUUUUUACAAAGGAAAACUUCUUCCCCUUCAUUUACCACCGCGCUUACAAAUGGUUGAAAAGAUCCUCCAAGACAAAAACAAGGACACUUUCGACGACGAGUUCUUUAGCACCCCAUUAGCCACGAGCACCUACGCCACACCUAUUGAAACUACCCCAAUCGGGUCAUGCAACAUUUCACCUUCCACUUCUUGUCAAGUCAGUAGGGAACUCAAACCCGAAGACUACUUAUUUCUUGAUGAUCAUAAAACUGAAAGCCCUAAAAAAUCUUGGACCAAAAAGCUUACUCUAACCAAACAAUCUUCUUUCGGGUCUAAGCUAAAGGCAUCCAGAGAUUAUCUCAAGUCCUUUUUUGGUAAAUCAUUAGGCGGUUCGGAUGAAUCAAGAAACAAAGUUUCAAGAACAAGUGGAAAGAAGAUCAAAGAAAAACUUGAUAGUAACAUUAUUGUCAAUCGUCUUCGUCAUAGAAGAAGAUCAUUCUCUGGCGCAAUCAAGAGAUUUUCGAUGACGACGACAAACAUUUCACAUGGGCCUUCAUCGAGUAUUUCCAACAGUUCUAGUGAGUUAGAGGUAUAUUCUAGAAGAAUCAAUACAAGUUCUGAGAUCGAAAACCAAAUACAAAGUGCAAUUGCUCAUUGCAAAAGGUCACAACAGCAGUUGCAUUCAAGAAAUAAAACCAUAAGUGACCUGGCUUUUUGCUCUUUAGCAGCUUCAAGAGUUGUAUGUGAUGAUCAAGACAGACAUGUACUUUGUAGGGGUUGAUGAACGAACAUUUAUGUCAUAAUUAAAUUUUGAAAUUUUGGUGUCAUUUGUGCAAAGAUUAAAACUUACAGGGUGUUUUGUACUUUAAACUACAACAUGAUAUAUGAAAGUGCACUGGAGCCUCAUCAACAAGUGGACUAUAUGAAUUAUGUACGAAUUGUAAAUGUAACUUAUA